CGUAUUUUAGAUUGCUGGGUUGUAUGGAAAUCUGGAAGGGUUUAAAUAUGUUGAAGUGAUUGCAUUUAAGCCUAAAAUUCUAGUUGCUGUAUUUAACAUUACGGCUGAUAAAUCCACUAAUCCGAAAGUGUUGUUGCAAAAGAUGGUAGACGUGCUGCGAAAGGGUGAAUUACGUAAUCACGAGGAACCAAUAGCGGGAAGACUCACCAUCGAUGUGCGAGGAUUUAAGUUUACGAACAGUAAAGGAUACAAUUUGGUUUGUCCACCUGAAUACAAUUUUGAUGUUCACUGGCCACUCGGUGUCUAUGGUACCUUUGUAAGCAUACCUUGUCCAAGGGAAGCGAGUGGAUUGACAACUCGGCAGUGCAGUGGAACCGAGACAAAGCAAGCGUCGUGGACGAUACCUGAUUUUAGUGACUGUGUAACAUACAAGUACGAAUCUCUUCUUCGUGAGGUCCAAUUGCUUACGUCAUCAGGAGUCAACACGCCAGAUGUGACUUCUGCGUCUAUUAUCGACCGUCUAUUGCAGCUGACCGUGGUGGAUACCUAUGGUUCAAAACCUCCCAAAGAAUUUCAAUUGAUCAAUGACCUGCAGGAUGCUGAACCUGAACCACAUAAAGCAGCUAAGCCAUCCGAGGAGGAGGAGCAACUUCAUUAUUUCAAAUCAGGCUCAACGAAGGAGAGUCUAUCUCCUGAUAAAUUGAAAGCGUAUUUACGUCAGAUGGGUUUAUCUGCUUUGCUUGGAAAAACAAACCAGCCAGACUUGCUAUCCUUGUACAAAUCUAUUGCAUCGAAAGCAAAUUUAGUUGAAUCAUCAAGACCAAAAACUUCAAAAGGUUUCAGUAGCGUACGAUAUCCAAAUCCAAAAUUCGACUCUGACAAGGUCAAUGAAGAUAUACCUUCGCAGAAGGAGGGUUCACAUUUUCGAGUGACGUCACAAGCUCUUCCCAAACCAAUCUCCGUUGAGUAUGAUAGAAUUACCGACAGUAACAACAAAAACCCAAUGGACUCUGUCAAACAAAGCACUCAUGUCUUUUGGAGUCAACCAAAGCCUAUAGGAGACCUAGGGGCUCAAUCUCCAAACAGAGUAGAAAGUGAUCCUUCCCAUCAUGCAACAUCAGCGUGGGGAGAAAUAUCUCCCGUCCAGGGCGUACAGCCAUAUAAAGUGGCACAGGUUUCGCAACAAUUUUCGAAUUUACCUCCAGAUUCCAAAAAAAUAGAAAUGAAAGAAAUUCCGAGUGUGUCAGAACAGCCGGCAAAUAUAGCGAGUGUAAAAUAUGAGCCGAAUGGCGACGAAACGGUUCAGCAACAAGAAUCACACUUUCACAGUAAUAACAUUGACAAAAACGUGCAUACAUAUGUUGGCCUUUCACAGGAUAAAAAUGGCGCCAAGACAGAGUCCUAUGUUUUGUCGGAAAAACAAGCGUCACAGCCGCUAGACCACAAAGAUAUAGCACCUUUCUACGCAGAUGAUCAGUUAGAGCCAAAUGGUGUGCCUAUAUACGAAAGUAGACGGGACCGGACAAGUCGUCCAAACAAGGCUGAGAUGUUAAAAAGUGCUAAACAACAAUUAAAAAGUAUCAGACGUAAACGUUUCGGAGAUAAAAUGGGUGAACUUUUACAUGACCACACAUAUGAUUCUGAUGAUUUCGAGAGUCUGUUUCACGAAGCUAAUCGAGUUACACAUCCAAACAACGACAAUGAUUGGUUCUCUGUAAAUAAAAGAACGGGCGGCGCGAGUAAAAGGCAAAGUCAUGUGAAAGCGGCAAGGAAAAGACGUUCCAUUGAAACUGAUGACGAUUUUGAACAUUUGUUUGAAAGUGGUAUGUUUGACAGAAAGGGUAAAAGGGAGGUUAAUAAACAAGGCGAUCCCAUUACCAGUUUGUUACAGUUGGAAUCAGAAAUUUCUGCAGAGAAUACAAGUUUAACGGUUUCUAAGAGAAGUUUAGGGGAAGAAGACAAGUUGAAAGAAAAUUCAAGCAAACAAAGGAGAUCAGAACCUUUCACACAACUUUAUGGACAAGCCACAUUGACUGAAAUUCCUGAUGUAAAACAUCACCAUUUUGUUAUGAGCGGUAUCGGAAGAAGUAAAACACCGACAAUGUCGGAUUUUAUUUCUGACGAUACUCCAGCUAACUUUUUCGUUGACAAAAUCAAAGAUCCCAACGUUCGCAAACAAACCGCCUUAGUUGUAAAAAACAAGAAAUUUUUAAGAACAUCCAAACCAACAGCUAAUAUAAAAGCGUACAAACCAGUGAUGUAUCACAAAGUCGUAGAAAAGCCGACGAUCGUUGACGUUCCCACUGGACAUGUCGUAAAAAGCGGAAAUUUAAAAGUUACCAAUAUUGAAUUUGAAGAGACUCCAAAAGACUUAAAUCUGGAUGCUGCUUCUAAAGACAAUCCCGCGGAGACUAAACAUAUUGUGCAUAUAAAAGUCAAUUCCACGGCAGAAACACAACAUAAUGUAAACUCUAACGUCAAAACUAAUGUUCAAACAAACGUCUUAAUAAAGUGUAACGGCGACGAAAACGAAUGUAAGCCAAAAAGCACACCAGAAAUUCCAGACUCAAAUAACGACUCUCUGCUUUCAAAACAAGGUUCUAAAGUGAUAGGCGAGGCGCAGAUACCUCAAGCUGGCACAAGCGAUGAAGUAGGAACAUCUAGUGCUCCACCUAUUACGCCAACUACCACAACGACAACAACAACAACAACUACGACAACCAUGGCAACGACGUUGGCAACUACAACUUCGACAUCGUCACCACCACCAACAACACCAUUAACAACAACAACUACAGAAACAACAAAAGCUGCGGCAGUGACUACAGCAAAUGUACCGGCAACAACAAAACCGAUGGCUCCUACAAUCGAUCCGGAUUAUCAAGAUGUUGAUGACGAAACAGAGUCUGAGGGAACUCCUAAAGAAGAGAAAAAACCGACAGAGAAGCCGCAAGAAGUGAACAAUGAAGCAAAAGAUAAAAAACCAAAACCAGAAAUAUCAAUCACCGUCAUCAACAAAACAGAAGCCGUCAAAAUCGAAAGCGGUGCUCCAGUGGAUAAAAAACCAGAAGAUAAGAAACCGGUCGAAGAGAAAAAACCGGAGGAAGUUAAACCGGUCGAGGAGAAAAAACCGGAGGACGUUAAACCGGUUGAGGAGAAAAAACCGGAGGAAGUUAAACCGAUUGAAGUAAAGAAGCCAGAGGAGCCAAAGAAGCCAGCAGAGGAGAAAAAACCGGAAGAAGAAAAGAAACCUACCUUAGAAGAAGAGAAAGAAAAAGAACACCCACCAAAAGAAGGCGAUGACCUUAUUUUCACCUAUGAGGAGGAGAAUAGCAAACAACGCGCUCCGAUGUUCGGUGGAGACAUCAUGAUAAGUUUGGAUAUUACAGAUGAGUUGUUAAAAGAUGCGAAAAACAAAAAGAACGGCCCGACCAUACAAGAAGUAGAGGUAAAUGAAAUCAAAAGCAACUUCGUUUUCAGGGCAUUUUGCCUUUUUUGAUUAAAUUGAUAACCACUCCGUAAUAUCAGCUUAGGGGCCAAGGGACCCUGGGGAUUGCGAGAUCACUGUUUCACUAUUCAAUUUACUUAUUCAAGGUCGCCGAUGUGGUCGCCUAACUGCUUAAUAACUUUUAUAAAAACUUUUUGCAAUUUCAAUUUCUGCGCACUAAAGAAAUUUUCGUUUUUCAGGAGUUCCUACAAGCAUCUAGCGCUGUUCUUGAUGAAGCUAAUGAGAUGGAAUGGAAACAUUCAAUUCGAGUAAGUAAAAGGGCAACUUAUCCGAGUAAAUCUAUAGGUCAUAAAAAAAUUAAGUCCACAAGGUUUUGACAUUUUUAUUGAUUUUAAUUUUAGUCAUUCAUACGUUUCGUCUAUUUUUAUAUUUAUUUUUUAUCCUACCUACGCCAUAACUAUUCGUGGAGGCAAAUCAUUAUUCUCGAAAAACAUCUUUCCCAGGGCUUUUCUACUCUUACGAGCAACUUCUAAGCAACAGCCCACU
Molecule: messenger RNA, 3994 nt
Organism: Hydractinia symbiolongicarpus
Lineage: Eukaryota; Metazoa; Cnidaria; Hydrozoa; Anthoathecata; Hydractiniidae
Exons: 5
Coding region: 143-3499 (1118 amino acids)
Cellular component (GO): membrane
Molecular function (GO): G protein-coupled receptor activity
Source: RefSeq, a predicted model, not a curated record